ACGUUCAAUGAGUGGGGGGAGGGUGCACACCGCUCAGGCACUGGGGCUGCAAGGACCAAGUAACGGGAAUAAAGGAUUUAAUAACCAACAGUAGAAACAGCAUCAGCCUGCCGGGAAUAAACAAGAGAAGAGGGAGAAAUCUGCCAUAAAUUGCGGGGAUCGUUAGAAAUGGCUGCAACUGACACCCCUCUUAAAGAUGCACCACAAGUGAUAUGACAGGUCUGUGAUGUCACCCAUGUGGGCAGUGCUUGGGAACUCCCUUACAACACUGCAGCAUCAGGUUUCAGUAUGAAUAUUAGAACAGACACACACUGCAGCCAAGUAGGAAUAAGGAGAGAGCUUAUUCAUUGAAUACAAAUCACUGUCUGGAUUACAAACCCUCAAGGCACUGGAUUUAUUCUCUGAUAAUAUUCCUCAUAUAUACAGAAAACGAGGUACUAGAAGGUUGGAUUUCUCAUUUCAUACCUGAACUUUCCAUCAUUUUGGCUACAACUAGGGGACCCCACCAUGUGUCAUGUAAUUGUUACAUGUCGUUCAAUGCUAUGGACCAUACUGAGUAUUGUAGUUGCCUUUGGGGAACUGAUUGCCUUUAUGAGCGCAGACUGGUUGAUUGGUAAAGCAAAACACACAGAAAUGGACAACAGAACAGGGGGUCAGCAAGAACCUUACCGGCCUACGCUGGGUAUCUAUGGACGAUGCAUAAAAAUGCCUCAAGUACAGUAUUUUAAGAGGGAUACCCUCUGUGGUCCAUACGCGGAGCAUUUCAAUGAGAUCGCUAGUGGUUUCUGGCAAGCCACAGCCAUUUUUCUAGCGGUGGGAAUCUCCAUCCUCUGUAUUGUGGCUUUUGUGUCUGUCUUUACUAUGUGUGUGCAAAGUGUUAUGAAGAAAAGCAUUUUCAAUGUUUGUGGGCUGCUACAAGGAAUUGCAGGCCUCUUCCUUAUUCUCGGCUUGAUUUUGUACCCUGCUGGUUGGGGAUCUCAGAAGGUUGUUGGAUAUUGUGGACACUAUGCAUCUGCCUACAAGCUUGGGGAGUGUUCCUUGGGCUGGGCCUUUUACACUGCAAUUGGCGGCACUGUUCUUACGUUUAUCUGCGCAGUGUUCUCAGCUCAAGCUGAAAUUGCCACCUCCAGUGAUAAAGUACAAGAGGAAAUCGAAGAGGGGAAGAGCCUCAUAUGCCUUCUUUAACAAGUGACAAAUGGAUGACCUCUCUCUAAUCCUUUAUAGACUUCAUCAAGGGAUCAACAUUGUUUACACAGCCCACAGCUCGCAUGAAUGGACUUGCAUUAAAGCCAAACAUUCAGACUUGAUCCAAUUGCCUUCUGUCUUUGCAUUCUCUCAUGGAAAAAAAAAGAAAAAGCAAAGUUGACAGGUGACAAUAAUGUGAAAGUGGGAUUUGAAGACUUUGUUUGUAAUACAUAUGGACAUUUUAAAAAUGAAGUGCACAAUUGUUUUUGUUUUUUUUUACAGUUCUGCUCAAUAGAAUUUUUGAUGCAACACCUAUUCAAAGUCACUUUAAAUCUUUUUUUAUUUUUGUGUAUAUAGAAAAUAAGCCGUUUUUUUUUUAAUGUUGUCAAUCUUUGGACUUUUCUAGCCUUGCUUUAUGACACUGCUCAUAAAAACUCUUUUUUUUAAUUCCUUGGAGCACAACUUCCUGCUUGGAAAACAAAUGUACCACUAAACUAAAAAUGUCUGGAAACUGGAAACUAGCGAUUUCCCCCCCCCCCCCCCUUUUUUUAACAUUCAUUUUAAUGUAAACGAUAUGGAGAAAACCACUGUUUUAAAGCUAUAAAAUAAAUUGUGGUGCAACAAUGUAAUGUAAUCCCUUUAUAUAACUCAUAUUUGGGAUUUUCUUGUUUUUGUAGUGGUACUUCUCAAGAAAAUAAAGUGGGGCGAUAUUUUUUGGCUACUGUGUAACCACGGUUAGCAAACCAAAUGAAAAAUACCCAACCCAGAAAGGUCUGCCUGUGAUGUACGGCCUAGUUUAUCAGCUACCUGCUACUAAGCAACGCCAUUUUGUCAAAAGUUAGAAGAGAAUUAGGAGCCUUGAUAAAAUUACGCUGCUUUAAUGAAACUAGGCCAACUACCACUAGUAAACUAGUUGUAUAAGUUUGUAGUGUAGAUAAAUAAAAUUAAAAGAUGAGACUCAAAUGAAUGUAUUAAUGUACAAAUGCAAUUUAAGCUAUUGAAGGACAGAACUUGUAUAGCAACUAAUAAUUGGCAUAACAAACCACUACAUACAUACUCUCCUAAUGGACACUGGUGUUUAUAAAACAAACAAACAAAGCACAAAACUGUCACAUGUGUAUUGUUUGAAAUGAGAUAACUAUCAUUUUACAAUGGUUGCUGCAGUGUUUGUGCCUUAUGUGUAUGUAACAUUCAGUAUUAUGUGAUUCUCUGAACAGUAACACUAUGAUUUUCCACCUUUUUAACCACUGGUAAACAUAUGGUUAACAGCAGUGUAAUGAGAUAUCCCAACCAAAAGAGUACCAGGAUCCCUCAGCCUCUCUCAGCCUAUUUAUUUUCCUUUUUUCUACGAACAGAACAUGAACAGCUGGUCAUCGCAUAACUGUGUCUGGCUUUCACAUUGAAUACUUUGAUAAUAACUUUAAACUGGUUUAUGUAUGUGUGUGUAUGUAUGUAUGUAUGUAUGUAUAUUUACACACACACAGUGUUCUCCCAAGGACCUUUUUAAUGGGUGCACCACCUGACUGAGUUUCCUGGCUAAAACUUCUUAGUUUAAACUAAAAUGAGCUAAUAUUAAGUUUUUUCAGUGUUUAUUGUUAAAUUACGCAAUUAGUUUGUGCUUUGGAUAGCAGAAAAUGCUGUAAUAUUACAAAGUAUUAAACUGCUACCACCCAGCUACUUCAUAAUGGCACCCAGCUGACAAUUUUAUAUUUAUAUAGAUCUAAAAAAUAAUUAGGAUUUCUGCACUCUUAAAGUGACAGUAAACACCCUUUUCAAUAUGCAUAGUCAACGUUCAAAUAAACUUUCAUUAUUUUUUUCCCCUCUACUUUUUAUGGGUUUUCUCAUUCUUAGAACAGAAAAAUGCCUGCUUCAGACUUCUCAAGGCUAACCCUGCUACAUAUAUACUUUAUUUGCCUUAGCGUAUAAUAAACUGCAAAGAAAUGAUUGUAGAUAUCCUUGUCUACUUCAUUAAUAAAGACUGAUUGCCAAAUAUGACAAGUGGUGAGUAGAUUUAGGAUAGUUUUAAAAAAACAAAAACUUUCAGCUAACAAGCUAUUUAUUCCUUUUUGUUUUAAAAAAGUUUAAACUUGGCAGCUGAUAAAUGAUUCUAUAGCAAGGCAUCUGAAAUGUCUAAACAUUGAAAGGUGUUUACCCACCCUUUAAACUUUUGCAUAGGUUACAGUCUGUGGCUUUACAACCAAUUACACCCUCGCUCGUUUCUUUUGCGAUCUCUCUUGUCUGCCUUUAGCACGGCCUCUGGCUACAGUGGAUAGAGACUCAUUUGUGCUUUUAAAGGCAUUGGGGAAUUAAAGACCAAUACAAUGCACCACAUAAAGUGUGUUUUAGUGGUUUCCAGUAAUUAAUUUUCUAAAAAUAAAAAUUAAAUUAAUAAAGUUUCCAUGUGAUGGGUCAAGGGAGAGAUAAAAAAUGAUUCCAGGUAGUACAAAAUAGGUGCUAUCAUAUGGUCUUAGUCCUUUGAUCUGAGCCUUGUCACUUGAAAAAAUAUUAAAGACAUAAGUGUAAAGGUUUAGUUUGUAUAAUGUAAAUUACUUUUCCUCAGCAGCGCAUAUGAUAAGUAAGAAUGGGCAUUUCAAUCUAGGAUAGCUAAUUUACAAUAUGUCGGUGCUCAUUUCUUUAUAAAAAAAAAACUUAGUGGAAUUGGAAGUACAACUGAUUAUUAAACAUUUUACUAAAACUGUAACCCUCAAUCAGUGCGAAAGUUAUUUGAUCAAAGAUACAUUUCCUGCUUUUUUUGUAUCUUAUGCUGAAAUUACAAGAAAACAAUAGAUGAUGUGGCACUUGAUAGCGUAGUUUACAGCAAUAAAAUGUUAUAUUAGUGUAAUACACACAUGCACAUCACUUCAAAAGCACAACUAAAGAUUCAAUACCUAUUACUCAGGGUAACAUAAAAUGUUUGAUACAGGGUAGAUUUUAAAACCUAAAUUGUGUUCUGAUCCAUUUAUUUCUGCCCAUUCUGUUGAUGUGAUUUUUAUUUUAUUUUCUAAAGCUAUGAUUAAGAUCUGAUUCCCGUUAGAGAUUUACUUGUAGCGCAUAAUUUAUGUACAAAUAUCCCUGUAAGCUUUUACAGUGAAUGUUAAAGUUUUUCAACUCAAAUAGACAUAGCUAAAGGUACUCAAAUUUGCCCCAGCAUGCAACAUUUUCAGCACUUCCUGGAGUUUUUAACAUCGCUAAUGGUAUAUAAGAUUAAGGACGCCUUUAGAAGAAAAGCUAAAUUUGUUUUUACAAAACAUUUUAAAUAAAAUGUAAUAUAUGAUGGAUUAAGAAUUUAUUUUCAUGAAACACCAUUAAUGGAUUACCCAUGAAGCCCAUGACCACAAUGCAUGUGCCAGGCUCUUAUUCAGGGUAGUUUAAGGGACAUUAAGUAUGUUUGUUUUUUCUUUGUUUCAGCUAAAAAGGGUCUUUUUAAAAGUAUUAGUUGUUUGAAAAAACAGAUCUUCCUACGUAGAAGAAAUAAGGCGCUACAUACUGUUAUAAACAGAAUUCUGCUUUUAAAUCUGUAUAAACACGACAUUCUUCCAUUUCACUCUUACGUUUAAGGUGGCAGCUGCAGUGACCAAAACAGUUGAAGACCACCAGGGUCUCUUCUCCACAGAAUAUAUCAUAUUGGUUUUAAAAUUACAUGAAAAAAUUAUUCUACUUUCCUGUUCCAUGACUUCCAAGCUAAAUCAAAAUGUUGCUUUCUGCUUUUGAAUGGUUCAAUCUAAAUUGUCUGUGGUUUAAUCAUUUUUUUGUCUAUAUGAUUGUGUAAAGUGCCAUAACCCCCACACCUCAGUUUGUAGCAUAUUUAAAUGCAAGAAUAGUGUUUUGUGUGUGAGAUUUAUGUGCAAUACCAAAUGCAUUUAUUGUUAAUAGGGAAUAUGAUCUAAAUUCGAAAUACUUUAAUUUGUUAUGUAUACACCUCUCUAUGAAAUACAAAACUCAAUGUAUUCUUUUGAUACUGUGAGUCUGGAGUUAUUUGCAAUCAAGUGAAACUAAUAUUCCCAUCAAAAUAUAAAUAAAUGUUGUUUUUAA
This is a messenger RNA of Bombina bombina (fire-bellied toad), 5217 nucleotides long. RefSeq names its product LHFPL tetraspan subfamily member 2 (gene LHFPL2). The transcript is spliced from 4 exons. Gene Ontology annotation, cellular component: membrane. The record is from RefSeq and is a predicted model, not a curated record. Lineage: Eukaryota; Metazoa; Chordata; Amphibia; Anura; Bombinatoridae. Bases 508 to 1185 code for a protein of 225 amino acids.